Camellia sinensis is the source of this 1256-nucleotide messenger RNA. NCBI's taxonomy places the organism in Eukaryota, Viridiplantae, Streptophyta, Magnoliopsida, Ericales, Theaceae. The record is from RefSeq and is a predicted model, not a curated record.
AAUUAUCGAAAACCCUAAAAACCACUGCGUAGGUAGGGUUGAGAGAGGAGGGAGAGAGAGAGAUGUGCGGAAUCGCUCUCAUUGUCUGUGGUGUUCGCAUCGAUUUAUCAGCUUUGCUUCCCAUUUUCAGUACUAGUUCACUUCCUCAAGCUGAACAACCGUUGUUUUCUAUAAAUGAUAUCAAAGCAGCUUUAAGGAGACGAGGUCCGGAUAGCUUGGGAAGCAAGAAAGUUUUUCUUCAUUCAAAGAUUCCAUCUUCUGUUGAGGGACAAGAUAUUUUCUCUCUUACAGUGGAAGAAGAGGCAAUCAAGGGUGAUUUACAUUAUAACGCUAAUUCAUGCCAUUGCAUCACUUUUGCAAGUGAAGAACCUUGUAUGCUAGACAAUGAUUUUGAUAAACCUAAGUGUGUUGCCGAACUGUUUUUUCUUGGUGCCACAUUACAACUUAGGGGUAUAAAUCCUAUUAUUCAGCCGCUGGUGGAUGCAGCUGGAAAUAUCCUUGUUUAUAAUGGUGAAAUAUUUGGAGGAAUUUAUCUCAGCAAUGAUAGCAAUGAUGGUGAAAUUCUUAUGGAAUCUCUUGGAAAUUGCUGUUCCUGCAGUUCUCAUGGACAAAUGGAAGCAUGUCAUGGUAGCGAGAAGGGGCAAAAUUCUGUUCCUAAUCUUCUUUCAACAAUUAAUGGGCCAUGGGCUUUAAUCUAUUGGCAGGCUAGUUCAAGAACCAUAUGGUUUGGUCGAGAUGCUUUUGGAAGGCGGAGCCUUCUUGUUCACUGGCCAACUUCCAAGGACUCCAGGCUUCUUCUAACUUCUGUAUCGCCACCUCAUUCCAUUGAUAAGAGUUCUGAUCAGGGAGAAGAAUAUGGAACGAGUGAAAUGGAUUUUUGGGAAGAGCUUCCAUGUGGGGUAUAUAGUAUGCGAGUAGGUGCUUCAAAAUUGGAUGCAAAUAUGGUUGGUGAAGUUAAAAGACAUGAAUGGACGGAUCCCAUUCUAAAUGAACUGAUCAAGUGGGACAGAACUUCUGUUCAACCCAAACCUGAGGAGUUAAAUGUAUCCCGAAUGAAAUUUCCUGGCUGGCAACAUGACAUGCUUUCAGUUCAUUCAACUAAAGUACCCUACGAAUCAGGACUUAUACAAGCAUCAGUUGUGGUGCCAUCAGAGACAGUUCUGCUUGCUCUUAGAGAAGCUGUGAUGCGGCGCACUGCAAUAAGUACAAUGUUCAAGGUAAAAAAAUGAUUAAUUUGAAGCAUACUUCUUGUGGUU